AUGUCUGAGCUGUACAAGGCUAUGUCUCCCAUCGUCCCUGUGCUAAGGGGAUACAGGAAGUGCUUGGAUUCCGACGACCACUUCUUUACCUGCGAUUAUGAGAUUGAUCAUCGCACGCCCGACGAAGCGAAGCUGGCGGAAGUUAUUUCUGAGCUUCACCGCACCAGCGUUUCUUCCACGGGCCAGGUUGGCUUCCAUGUCACUGUCCAUGACGGGAUAGCAACUAGGUCCCCUUUUAUGGCAAGCUACUAG
Molecule: messenger RNA, 252 nt
Organism: Penicillium hordei
Lineage: Eukaryota; Fungi; Ascomycota; Eurotiomycetes; Eurotiales; Aspergillaceae
Exons: 1
Coding region: 1-252 (83 amino acids)
Source: RefSeq, a predicted model, not a curated record